UUCUCUUUGUAUAAUAUUGAGAGAGAGAGAGACCUGGAAUGUGUUUUGUCUGCUAGGAUAUUCGCAGCCCUUAAACAUGUCUGGAUUUCUUGAGAACUUGAGGUGCUCUGAGUGCAUUGAUUGGGGAGAAAAGAGGAAUACAAUUGCUUCUAUUUCUGCUGGGUUACUGUUUUUUACAGGAUGGUGGAUUAUUAUAGAUGCUGCUGUUAAAUACCCCAAAAUGGAAGAUUUCAAUCAUUCAUACCAUGCUUGUGGAGUUAUAGCUACUACUGCAUUCCUCAUGAUCAAUGCUGUAUCCAAUGGACAAGUACGUGGGGACAGUUACAGUGAAGGCUGCCUUGGGCAAACAGGGGCUCGCAUCUGGUUGUUCAUUGGCUUUAUGUUGGCGUUUGGAUCACUGAUCGCAUCAAUGUGGAUCCUUUUUGGAGGCUAUGUUAUUAAAGAAAAAAAAGAAGUGUACCCGGGAAUAGCAGUUUUCUUCCAAAAUGCUUUUAUCUUUUUUGGUGGUCUGGUGUUUAAAUUUGGUCGCACUGAAGAUCUGUGGCAGUAACUGACGGAGUGUCUGUUCAUCUAUUUUUAAUUGCCCACUCCCAUUUUAUAAAAAGCUCAUGCUCUGGAGACCAGUGAAGAUGAAAACUGUCUGCACUUUAAAAAUCAUGACGCGCAUUUCCCUAUUUUUCCCUCUCUCUUUAAAGCAGCAUUCUAUUCUUGGCUCUUGACUUUCCAAUAUUGUAGCAUGUGAUUAAAAUGUAAAACUGAGAAGGAAGGGGUAAUAUUGUGAAUCCCUUUUCACUUUUUUAAAAUAAAUUAAUACUAAACAGA
Heteronotia binoei (common prickly gecko) is the source of this 822-nucleotide messenger RNA. It is a transcript of the gene TMEM50A, whose product is annotated as transmembrane protein 50A. The transcript has 6 exons. The record is from RefSeq and is a predicted model, not a curated record. Lineage: Eukaryota; Metazoa; Chordata; Lepidosauria; Squamata; Gekkonidae. Bases 77 to 550 code for a protein of 157 amino acids. Gene Ontology annotation, biological process: protein targeting to vacuole; late endosome to vacuole transport via multivesicular body sorting pathway.